AUGGCUUCGGUCAAAGUAGCAGUCAGAGUGCGGCCCCUUAAUAAAAGGUGAGGAAAAUAUUUUCGUUCUAAGUUAUAUUGUCGUUCGUGGCAGAGCCGGCGAAAUCGAAUGCCUCGCUUUGUAAAAAUCGGUUAAAUGUCUUCUUUGAAUCGUCCAGGGAACGCGAUAUGGCCGCAAAAGUUUGCAUUCAUAUGGAAGGGAAGAAAACUACAAUCACUAGUCCCGCCGUAAGUGAUUUGAGAAAUUUUUCGUCCAUUUUACGUAGGUGGACAGUUGCUUCUUUGCUGCAAUCUUGUAAAAUUACGGUAGUCUAUGAAGUCUAUAAAAAUUCUCUCAUUUUUUUAGGGAGAAGACAAGGACUUUUCAUAUGAUUUUUCCUACUGGUCCGCCGAUAGCUCAGACCGGCAUUUCGCCUCGCAGGAACAGGUGAUUUUUUUGAGAAUUUAGCUUCCUUUUAAAUACAAUUUUAAAUCCAGACCGAAGAUAUUUUCGUGCAGUUGGCGAUUCGUACGUCAUUGUGAAUAUGUAAUCAGUUAUUGAAAUUUUAUACACAGUCUCACGUAGAUUUGCUAGCAAUGGGUAUUCUUGACCCCAGAGUGAUCCACACUUGUUUUUAAUCCACUGAAAAAUUUCUAGCAACAGUGGUGUAAGCUAAUGUUUUGUUUUCGAAUUUUUUCAAAGGCUGCAACUCACUGGCCAUCGUUUAUUUUGGGAUCCUAUUUCCGUUUUCUAUAUGUUACAUUUGUCUGCUUUUUUAUAACCUUAUAUUCAUUUGUUUUGCAAGCCAAAUUUAAAAUAACACUGAUCAAACUAUAUAUAAGCCUUUUGGCAAUCUAUAAGAUUGAAUCGUAACAAUGAAAAAUCAAUUUUCCUUUAAAUUUAUUGCUGUUAUUUCAUGUGGAAUCAGAGUUGAACCUUCAGUUUAAAAAACACUGAUUAAUUCGUUCUUUAGACAUAAAUUAAAAUUAUACCGCCCUUUAUGAAUGUCUUGAUGAUGUUUUGAUUUUGUAGUGCUAAAUCUGUUUCACGAUCUGGUAACAGUUUGAUUUCACGUAAAGUAUAAAUUCAAAUUUAUUGUUUACUUCAAUAGUGAUUACAGAUUGUUCACUGCAUGCAUGAGAAUCAUAAAUCAAAAGAGAACAAAAUGUAAAUAAUUCUGUUUGUAUAAAUGUUUUAUGUUGUUAACCAUCCUUGAAAUUAAAAGCCAAUCAUGCACAGAUAUUUGUAAAAACAUAACCCACUUCAAAUGACAAUCAGAAAGUACAAUGUUUAUAUAAUCAGAAUUACAGAGCUUGUCUUAAUAGAGAAGCAUAAAUACUGGACUGUUGUCUCUUUAACAUUGUACUGGGUUUUACGUAAUUAUACUUCUGCUGUUUGGUAAAAUCAUGUCAUUAGUUCAUGUUAACAACCAUGUUCGUUGUCAUAAAAUGUAAAAAAGUGCUCACAAAUUAAACAGAUUUUGUGGUCUGUUAAAUCAAAAGUUCUCUGAAUUGCUCUUGGAAGUGAGCAAACGAUAAUGUUUCACUGGACAAAUUUUUCAGUCAACUCUUUUUAAUACAAAAUUGAUUGGACCAGCUCUGACUGUCCAUCUUUGAAAAGUGUCUGCCUAAUAUUAUACCGUAAACUGUCUCUUAUGAAACCCAUCACCAGUAUAAGCAUGUGGGGAAGGUUCCAGCAAGCAAGUAGGGAAGACAUAGUUAUUCAGAGGGUCAAAGGCAGUGCUGGGAGCAAAACGGCCAAACGAGCUGCACGCAAAUGGCAACAUUAACGAAUUGAAUUGACCUAUUACUCAGGUCCUCCGGGCUCUAGGACUGCCCUGCAUAUGAUUAGAGAGAAAGAUUUAUGGCCAGCAUUGUCAUUUUUUUAGCAUCACAAGGGACAGAGACAGUUGACUGUUAAUGCCCAGAAACAAAAUUAAUUUGAAAAUUUCAAACAUCCUACCUCACAGUCACUUGACAAUCCUGAUGCUAAUGACAGCAAAUAAUUAAAAGGACAAGGUUUAACAUCUUUACCAGGCCAAAGUCUGAUGGACUGAAUCAUGAUCCUGUUCUGCUGAUUUUUAGGUGUUUGAGGAUUUGGGAAAUGAUGUAAUUCAGGCAGCAUUUGAAGGCUACAAUGCUUGUAUAUUUGCUUAUGGUCAGACUGGGGCUGGCAAGUCAUAUAGCAUGAUGGGACAGGAUGUAAGUAUUCAUAACUUCAGUGUUCUUACCAGACCGCAGUAUUGCGGCAUUGCGGCAUUGUCACACUUUUUUGGGAAAUGCCACACUAUAAUUAGCCUAAGGAGUCCCAAGGGUACAAAAAAGGGAAGGGAAAACACCUAGUACAAAAUGUAUGUAAACGUACCUACACAUACAGUGUAUACAUUUCCUUACAACGUAAGCCAAAAUUUAAUUGGUUAUGGCGUGUUUAGAAAACAUCCAUCAUUAUCGAAGACUCAGAGCUGUGAAAACAUUGAGUUAACUGUAUCUAAAAAUUGUGACCUGCUUUUCUCUCCCAUGAUCCCCUGUUAGCUUCUCUAUGGGUCCUAUAUAUCCCAGCAUAUGAAAUCCUGGUAAGAACACUGUAACUUUAUACAAUGUACAAUUAUCCGGAAAAAAGUAAAAGUAAAAAGGUAUGUCAUGCGCAUACUGCUGCUUUAAGAUAAAUUCAGAGUGCUAUUGCCUUUAUCAAUGCACAAAAUGCUCUUGCAGUGAGUUGUUAGGAAGACAAGAGUGAGCACUACCCAUUUGGUUAUUGUUGCAGGCAUAACGUUAAAACUUAAGAAAAGUUUGCUCAAGUUUUUUAAGUUUCAAUCCAUGAUAUCCAUCUUUGCCAUCUGUAACAAUAGAUGACAGGAAGUAUUUAAUGCCUUAAUAUCUUUAAAUUGAUUAUUAAUAACAAAAUUAUCUGGAUGUCCAUUAUUUUAAAAAUUUUGCAUGACAUGGGUUACUGUGGUAAAAGGAGUUUAUAUUAAGAAAAAUUAUGUAUCUUUAAUCCGAACCGAAAGAAGGUUAUGACUAGAACUGAACAACAUAAGCUACAAGGCGAGAGAAUAAAUCACAAGAUUAUGCAAUCGAGGAGCACUUGUAAUCCCCUAGAGAGGGUCAUACGAUCACGAUCUUAAUCAACGAAUCACUUUACAUGAUUAUUUCUCCAACAGUUUGCACGAGAGUUAAGUAUUAAAGUUGUUGACAUUCAUGCUGAGUGUCAGCAUACUACAUGACAAAAUAUAGACCAACCAUUUAUUUAUUGAACUUGAAGUGUCUUCAAAUGAAACCUCUCUGAAGUUUUAUAUUCAAACUGGGUUGCAAAUAAUACCUGUAGUGGAACCUCUAUAAUGUGACUAAGGGCUAAGGGACCAGCAAAAUAUGACUGUUCGUUAAUUAUAAUGAGGUUUCAUUAUAUUGAGGUUCUUAACUUUGAACCAUAUAUUUUGCUAAUUACUGAGGUCAAGAAUAUCAUCGUUAUAUAGGCAUUAUUUUGUUAAAUCAAGGUCUCACUGUAAUGACAUUUUUAUUUUACAUCAACAAUCCAUGUGAAACAGUAAUUAUAACAUAUUUCUUUGUUUGAUGUUGAACUUUAUUUUAGACUGCACCCGGGCUUAUACCAAGAAUAUGUCAGGUAUGAACUAACUACACAUUUUUUUGUUAUAAUUAUGUUAUAUUUUAUUAUGGUCCUAAUUAACUUAGAGGGGAACAUCAGGAGGUGAUGACAUUGUAACACCACAAGGAUGAAUCAACGAUUGCUGCAAUGCUGUGUUAUACAAAUACCCCAUGAAAAACUGUCCACCAUGGCACAAUUACCAUACACCUGUAAAACCCAAUGUCUUCUCUCAGUAAAACAGUUCUGUUGUUAAGUACAGUGCACUGUAUUUCCAUCCUGAAAAUAAUGUUGAUGCAGUGUAAUACAGUCAAAGGUCUUUUAAUUAGACACCCUCUGGAAGCUAAAAAAGUUUCCACAACAGUCAACUGGAGCUUGCUGCUUGUAGAGCUGUUCUCUUAUGAGAUUAUCCAUGGAGAGAGCUUAGACUGUACAUGUAGUUUAUCCUUAAUACUUUUUUCUGCUAGGGCCUGUAUUCACGCAUGGAGUCCAGUGGUGAUGACAAAACUGAGUUUAGAACUGAAGUCAGGUAAUGAGUAUGUUGUCAUUAAUUCUGACCUGAAUAAUUAUGUGCAAAAUUAUUUGUUCUCAGUCUGGUGUGAAAACCCAGUUAGUAGUACUGUACAUGUAUUUUAAAUAAUUAUUUAUUAUUGCUGAUAGUUAUCUAGAAAUAUACAAUGAAAGAGUCGGAGAUCUCCUGCGACCAGCAAAAGGAAAGGACAAAUACACUCUCAAAGUGAGAGAGCAUCCUAAGGAGGGGCCUUAUGUACAAGGUGCGUGUUUUGCUGAGUUAUUUUUUUAGUAACACUUUCAGUUCCAGUACCUUACCAGUACAAGAAAAAAACUUGAAUUCCUGAGCUUGUCCUUUGGGCAAGCAGCUCUCACAUUUUGCUCAUCCUGGACCACUUCUUGCUUGUCGUUCUUAAUGAUUUUAUUCUAGUAGAUGACUUGCCUGUACCAGUUGCCCAUUGGGUUAGUAAGCUUUAAAGGUUACUUGCCCAGCUGAAAAUCUACUUGUCCUGGACUACUGGAGGGGACCUUUUUUGAGCCUUGCCAUACUAAAGUACAUGUAAUGCAUCUGGACUUCAGAGCUGGAGCUAGUAUGCAUGCUAGGCAUUGGAGGAGGAAUAGGAAUUUGAGCCCAUGAGAAGGAAGAAGGGCAUGCCAAUUCACUUCCUCUUCUCUUUCUAAUGCCCUCUGCACAGGCUAAGCUAGAGCUUGCGGUUCUAUCUCCUCUACACCAAGCUUUUAUCCUUUAAGCCCCAAUAUUCAAUACAAAUUCUCCAAACUGAUCUCUAUACAUUUCCUAUCAAAGUAUUUUCUCUUAGGUGAUCAUUUAAUUAAUUCUCAUAACCUCAUCUCAUGAUAAUGUAUGGGUAUCGUUAGGAGAAAAUUGCUGUUGGUCUCUAUUGGGAUGCCUAUAAGGGACAUACAGUACUUCAAUGUUGAGGGUAACUGUCUGUUGAGCUGCCAUCCUAUCCAGUGGGGAGUGCUUUAUGAUACAGAAACCAGGAUCAUCUACAGCCACAUGCUCCUGCAAUGUGUUGGUCCAGAAAAUGAUUUUAUCCAUUCCUUCCCAUGGAGGGUUUACUGUUUUAUGGAUCCAUACUUUCCUUUUAACAUUAGACCCUCUGAUAACCUCCUUAGAAUUUCUUAUAAUCUUCCUUGGUGUAGGCAUGGAUACUUUCUGGAACCAAGCAUUGGCUCAAAGUGCACCUUUACCUUUAACAAGGCAGUUUUAACUGUGUCGUUUGUGGGUAAAAUCCCAUGUAUUGUGACUAUUGUGAGGAUAGGUGUCCUGUGCUUUCUUGUUUUUAUAAUAAAAUGCUGUUCUUGUCCCAGAUGGGCGGAGUUUGGGUACCCUGUUUCAAACCAAAAUAAUGUGAUUUUUCCCACCCUCACUUCAAAUCUCAAUCAAAAUAUUUUGAUACCUUACAUGUAGGGGUAGUGGUAUGUCAGUGUAUGCUGUUCCAAAACUGCUGAACAGUGUAGUCUGCAUCAACACUUCAAAAACGUGGCGUAUUUUGAAUUUUCAAGUCAUAGUACUUAAUGUAGAAGUUUGUAAUAUGUAUUACAGAUUUGACAAAGCAUGUGGUGAAGGACUAUGAAGGCAUUGAGAAUCUCAUGGAUGAAGGCAACACAAACAGGUGAGAAAUUAGCAAGCCAGCUUGUACAUGUAAAGGAAUUGCUUCAAUCGCUAGGAUCACUGAAGCAAUACUGAUAAAGUUUACAAUGUUUCAAACAACUCUUCAAUGAUUGUGGCAGUGGUUGACACUGCAGUAAUGAAUUAGACUUUUUUGCUAUCUCAAGUUUGGUUAAUCCACUUGAUUGUUGCUGGGAUCCCUCAGUUUCCUGGGUUUUUUUCAGUGAUCACUAUAGCAUCAUGUUGAAACCAGCCUUUACUGUAUAGUAUGUACAGCUUACUGUUAGUAAAGUAUAUAUAUAUAUAUAUACGUGUAAUAAAGUGGCUAAAGCCGUUAAACAAUGCACAAGUGACUGCAAACAACGCAACCAAGAACUAUAUCGGACUGACAGAAGGGACGUUUAAACAAAGAUUUUCACAACACAAAGCGACAUUUAAACACAGGAAAUACACGAACAGCACCGAACUCUCCAAAUACAUCUGGAAACUACGUGACAAUAAUCAAGACUUCAACAUCAAAUGGACUAUAAUCAGCCGUGCAAGACCCUACAACAACAUUUCUAAACGAUGCGACUUAUGCUUAACAGAGAAACUAAUGAUCAUUACUGCAAACCCCGACAGAAUCCUAGAUAAAAGAUCAGAACUGAUUUCCAAGUGCCGCCACGAAAACAAGUUUUACCUUAGGAACAAUUGACUCAAAAACAACACUCUAUUAGUUUUUCCUCACACCUAAUUGUAAUUAGAACCGCACUGCCCUGCUUUUUGUAAUCAAUAGACACGUGUAUAUAUAUAACUUGAUAGGUUUAUUCUCCAUUAAAUACUGUCUGAUGAGUGCGUGAGCACGAAACUCGGAGUAACAGAGAAUUUUGUCUCUUCGUUAUAUCUUCUUAUAUAUAUAUAUAUAUAUAUAUAUAAAAACAAACAAAUUAACAACAACAACGACUUUUUCCCAAACAUGCCGCACAAAGCAUCUGUCCUGCAUUAUAAUAAUUUUCUUUUCUUUGAGUCUGUGUGUGGGUAGUUCAGAAAAGUUUGCUCAAUGUGCUCAUGGUUCUCAUCCAGAUUCUCUUAUUUCAAUAUUUCAGGACGGUAGCAUCUACCAACAUGAAUGAUGUGAGCAGUCGAUCCCAUGCAAUAUUCACCAUAUUAUUCACACAGGUUAGUUUUUUAGUGACAGCAUGGUGGAGUGGUGAUCACAGCACCUGUCUUGCCAGUCCUGAGUUCGAGUCCUAAUCUCUGACCAAUUGCUGGAUGUGCAUGGUUUCUCAGCUGCCUGAAAUAAAAUAUUGAAUGAACAACAGCUUUCAUGAUCUGACAUUAAUUUAGGGUUUUAUAGGAAACCUGAAUUCCAGCUUAUUGUACUUUGGUCAUGGGCUAUAACGUUUAGCUUGCCUGUGGCCAUUGCUCGCCUGAUUGUGUUCGCUAAAUGAUUGAGCUACAAGAUGAAUUGCCUAGACCCUUUCUCAUCAAGCAUUCUUUGCAAGUUUCAAUAUACUCAUUAUCAGAAAGAAAGUCUUAUAUGAUGUGUACUUGUCCUGGACAAGUAGGUGCAUGGCGUUUUUUGAGCCCUGUCAAAUCUUAUUUGAAUUUGUAAAUCUGGCCUUUUCUAUUUUCUUUGACUGUGUGCAUGGCAGUGCAUAAAUUGGGAAUACAUGCUAAUGUGUUGAAUGUUUGGACUGCUUAAUUGUAGGCCAAGUUCUAUACUGAUAUGCCAAGUGAGACUGUUAGUAAGAUUCACCUUGUUGACCUGGCUGGAAGGUUAGUUAACUUGUUUAAAUACAGUUGAAACUUUAUACUGCUCAAUAUUAUCCAACAUUGUUGGAUAGAAUCAGUUCCAUUUUAAGGCAUUCUGAAAAACAGGAGAAUAAAACACUAUUGAGGCUAUACAUGUUGAUGCAGAUCUGACUUGAGAUGUUUACUGUGCAAUGUUACUGUCUCAUAUAAUUUAUUAUGUGCAAGAUAUUAAAUGCUGCCAGUGAUAAAUACAGUGUAUGUAAAUAACAAAAUAAAUUAACAAAUACAUUAUACAUCUUUCCUUUAAAGCGAGAGAGCAAACUCUACUGGUGCAACAGGAAGCAGAUUAAAAGAAGGAGCCAACAUCAAUAAAUCUCUGGUCACAUUAGGAACAGUUAUCUCAGCACUUGGUAUUAUAAUUAUAUUGAAUUCACACUCAGAUAGAUUCUAUUUUUUUGAGCACUUUGUAAGAACAAUGUGUGAACGAUGUCUGUGGGUAUUACAUAUCUUGCCAUAGUACUGAAUGCAGGUGUGCUACCAAUUUUUCCACUCCAAAAUUGCUUCUAAACACAUGUGCAAUUUAAAUAUUUACUUGGAAGUAUUAACAUCAUGGUAUCUCCUUUGUAGAUUAUUUACGUGGAAGUUACAGCUUUCCUGCUGUAAACGUGUUUCCUUGAAUAAGCGCCCACACUCUAAUAAGUGCCCUCUCCCAAACAAGCACCCACCCUCAAGGCCAUUAUAUCAAGUAAAUGCCCCCCUCGAAUAAGCGCCCCACUCGCCUUCCCCUCACUUUCUUAAAUAGUAGGGAUACAAUGAAAAGCAGCUUCAAUUCUAUUGCCACUUUAUUUUUAACAUUUUAGGUGUUGACUUCAGCGGAAUCAGUAUGGGAGAAUACAAUGUAGCUUCUCUGCCAUUAAGUCACUUCUAGUUAUUUCUGUAUCCCUGUGCGCGCUUGUAGAGUUCCUUUGUGUGCGUUAUCUCUUCUUCUAAUUUUUACCCUAUUGCCCACGCUCUCAGUAAUGCUGUAAACUUCCCAGGAACAACUAGACCAUUCUUUAAUUCAUUUAAGGAAAAAAAAUUAAGUUCCCCCCUUGAGUAAUUGCCCUCCUUUGAAUAAGUGCCCAGGUGCUUAUUCGGGGAAAUAUGGUAUAUCAUGGUCAGGGUUAAUCAUUGAAGAAUAAAGGGCAGCUUUUUGGGACAGAAUAUUUCCAGGUGAAAUCAUUACAUGCAAAGUAUACAAGAAGAAUAUGGGAAAAACCUGGGAACUUACUCUUUCUGAAAUAAAUCCAGGAGCACUCUAAUUCCCUGCUUCUUAUUAUACAAAAAUGGGUACUCCUGCAUCACUUAGAAUAUAUAGGAUAAAAAAUUGUCAUUAUUUUUAGUUAAGCUUGUCUUUGUUUGGUAAUUAUUCCUUUUGCUUUAUUGUAGCUGAAGCAAGUGAAAAUGCCAUCAUCAAAGAUGCCAAGAAGAAGCUCUUUAUUCCUUAUCGCAACUCAGUGUUGACAUGGUUACUCAAAGACAGCUUAGGAGGAAAUGCUAAAACAAUCAUGAUAGCAGGUAGAAAAGAAGUUCGUUGUUACUCAGUCCAGCGAAAAAUAAUUCCUUCACCAUAACAUUGCCAGUGAAUCGGUUUUUGAAGACCUGCUCCUAAUGGCCGUUUUUACACUAGAGACGUUAAACUAAAAAGUCAUCGAGAAUUAUUUAACUGAGACGUAAAAUUAAAGCCGACUCAUUCAUAACCAAGAAAAACAAAAACAGAAAAAAAAACAAACAACAACAACAACAAAAAACAACGUCAACAACCAGAAAAUGGUAAGAAAAAAAAUAUAAGAAGAAUUGGCAUAUUAGUAUAAGAUAGGUAGCCAGUUUGUUAGACGGACUUUCCCUUUCAUUUAACUCAUCUGCAGUUGGCACAGUCUAAGAUAAGAGGCACUUCAACAAACUGAAACUGUUAUGUUUUGUUUCCUUUAGCUAUUUCACCGGCUGAUGUCAAUUAUGCAGAGACUCUAAGUACUUUACGCUACGCCAACAGAGCCAAGAAUAUCAUCAAUAAACCCACUGUUAAUGAGGUUAGUCAUUAUGAUGUAAAAAGGUGAAAGUUUAAACUCCAUUUUAUAGAAAACGAGAAAGCAAAAAAAAUAGUUUACGGAAGAAAUCAGAAGUAAAUGACUUUAUUUUCAGUGCUCUAAAUCUGUGUCAAAAAGGUUAAAUUUUUAUUAAUUAAUUUGUUUUUGUGCUUCUUUUUUUCCUUUAUCGCGACUUACCCUGCCCCUGUGUCCACAUACAAAUUCUCCAUACUGUACUCCAUACAUUUCUGUAGAGAAUUAGUGGAGAGAAUUUGUUAACAGAUUAAAAAAGUUUUCUCCUGAUGUUCAUUUUAUUAAUUGUCGUAGCCUUUUCUUUCGAUUAUGUAUUGAUAUUUUUAGGAGAAAAUUGGCCACUCUUGGGUCUUUGUAUAAAGGGUUAAUCAUGUUCUUUAUUUUUAAGGAUCCUAACGUGAGACUCAUCAGAGAGCUACGAGCUGAGAUUGAUCGACUCAAAAUACUCCUUCAAGCUCAUGGGCAGGUAAGGAAUCCAGGAAAAGAAUGAUAGUGUUUUGUCAAAAGAUGUUCUGAACUCCUUUGCAAAAGCUUGCGUAACCUGUUCACAGACCCUCUAUUUUCUCUGUAGAGAUCGUCCAGCGCGCGCAUGAAAAUAAAAACCGCGGGGGAUUAAUUGGCCGCCCUUGUUCUCGCGCUCCGCGCUCUUCCUAGCAUAGCAGGGGCGGGGAUGGCAUUUUACACUCAGUCUCUCUCUAGUAAAUAACUCAGUUAUUUUGGUCAACGCAAUACAAAGAACUAAACUCUCUUUCCGCUUUAAAUGUUCUGAAAAAAAUGUCGGGUGGGGUGAAAACAAGUGAUGAAACCUGCACUGUCCCCCGGAUAAUGGAUGUCAGCGAUAUGCAGGGGGUAACCCUCUGCUAGACCAACAUCUCAUCAACUGCAGUUGCGGGGAAAUGGGGGUGUGGAAAGCAUUACUGCUAGUGCAUUACUGCUAGUUGCUAUAUCAUAGUGGGGAUGAUUGUCUUGAUGUAGCCUCAUACACUGUAUUUUUACCUUUCAUUAUUUGAGCCAAUAUCGCUGAAAAUUUUCACCAGCAUGAAUUUGAAAGGGCUUUUAAAUAAGUAGGCCAUGUUGGGUCGUUGCCAGAUAAGCCUUGUGCUGUCCUAGUAAGAGCUCCUUCUCCAAUUCUUUGUUUUUCAGGAUGGAAUUGGGGAACUUGGCGCCGCAGAAGAAACCAAGAUGACUGAAAGGCUUCAUGAAAAUGAAGCUCGUGUUGAAGAACUUACCAAGAACUGGACAAGCAAAUGGCGAGAAACUCAGAAAAUCAUUGAGGUAAACAAAACUGAGCUAAUGAGAAAAUCAAAUCAUCCCGAGUGUCCUGUAAGGAGGGCAGGGAAUACAUUGCAUUCAAAAUUAUGUUAUUAAAAAUCUAUUUUUCCUUUUGUCUUCUCUUGUUUCCUUGUAGGAACGAGCUCUCGGCUUCAGAUACGAAGGUGCUGGCAUCAAAAUGGAAUCGGAGCUUCCUCAUCUGGUCUGCAUCGAUGAUGACGUACUGAGCACUGGAGUCACGCUCUAUCAUUUGAAGGUAGGUAACUCUCGUCACGCGUCACGCUCUAUCACUUAAAGUUAGUAAACUGUCAAUCGGCCAUUUCCGUGUUCCGAAAACUCUCACUUUCAAAACGAGGCUAAGGGCAAAACUUUGCUUUUGAAAAUGAGUUUUAUUUACAUGAGAAUAAAAAAGAGUUUUCAAUAAAAUAAACUAACUUCGCACGUAGUCUCACUUUUGAAAAAGAGGCUCCAGCCAACCAACUCGGAAUGGCCUAAUAGUCUACCAAAUAAUGGUCUCUCUGGCUUUUUCAAGUCCUUCUCUGCCACGAUUUUGCCUGAGAAGGCUACAAUCAUCGUCAAAAGUGUUGGGAAGGCGGCUACUUUUUACCUCUUUUUUCCCCCCUCCCCCCACCCCUGGCCCAAUGUUGAGCAAAAUGUUAAUGCCUUUGCGCGUAAUUGUUCUGUUAUAUCCCAACAUUGAAAAGAGGGGACGGGGGAUAUUUAGCAAAGAGAGGAUUUGAAGAUUAAAAUGGACUACUGUUAAGUUGUGCAACCUUCCCAACUACUUUUGUCUGGGAUUGUAGAUCGUGACUAUAUAAUUUAUUGCAAGCCACUAAAGGCUUCCCUUACGAUUCACAGGACGGCAUGACGUACAUUGGAAGAGAGGAUGCCAAUUUUAAUCCUGAUAUAGGUAAGGUUUGAUUGUCAUGGUAAUGGUAAUACGUUAUGCCGUUUUGAAAUAACUUGUCGUACACACACACAAGUCUGAGGAAUCUACACUUAGCUGUUUAACGAAUGAACACGUCUGGUUGUGCCUCGUUUUUUCAACCCCCUUCUCACUGUCUGGACAUUGGAUGAGAUAUUUUCGGUGUCCCAAUUGUUAGCAGGUGCUAAGGUAUCUGAAUGGCUUUUUCUCAUUUCUCUUCGUGUUUGUUAAAAUUGCUCUAAAAGGACAAAAAUAAUACAGUAUUUAAUUGUGAAGUCAAUGGGAUCUGAUGUAUAUCUUUUUUAUCUACAGUGUUAUCUGGGCCGGGUAUUGAACCAGAACAUUGUAUUAUGGAGAGUAUUGAGGGGACUGUGGUCCUUCAUCCAAUCGCAAGCAUGUGUCAGGUGAAUGGGCUCCCUGUGGGCAAGUCACAAAGGAUUAGUCAAGGUGGGUUAUCGAUAAGACCUAUAAAUAUUUUAUUAUUAAUUCAAAAUACUUACCUGCUUAAACCACGAACACCUAUAUUAAAACUCCCGUUUUAACAUUAAUUUGGUUUAACAUUUGCCUGUUACUUUAGUCGGCAAUGUCAGGAUAUGAAGAGAUGUUUAUUCUACUAGUUUCGCUUAAGGCCUGUACCUUCUUGAGAAGUUGUGAGAACUCUCAUGUUGUAAUUCAGUAACGUUGUUAUCUACUUGUAGGAGAUGUAAUCUUGCUUGGGAAAACGAACAUGCUGCGUUUCAACCAUCCCCAGGAGGCUGCGAAACUCAGGAAGAAGAGAUAUGUAAGUUAACUGUAGAUUUUUUCGCUUGCAAGAGGCAAUACAGCUGACACUACUCUAACAAAGUAAAUACAAAAAUAGAACUAAAGCGUUCAAGAUUAUAAAGAAAUAGCCCUAAUAGGCCUCGUCUGGGAAGGGUACCUCAUGAAUUUUCACAACAACGAAUUCCAUGCACAGUUAAAUUGAAGAAACAAAACAAAACAAAAAUGAGUCAAAACAACAACAACAAACACUCACGCACAGUACCACAUAAUGGGGCACGACGGCGCAAUUAGAAAUUUUGCAUUUAACUUUCAUAAGGGUUUAUAUUCUCGCGAUCACUGUCGUUCCUAAUUAUUUUACUGUUACAUUAUGCGGUACAUUUCGAGAAUUUCCACUCAGUUUCGACUUUUUAAAAACAUUUUCAGUAUGAGUCCAUGGAAAAUCUGGCAGACAUUUCAUCGGAGCCCGAGAGGGAGCCGUCUUAUAUGUUCUACAAUGCAGGGUAAGUACAGAACGUAAUUUUGUCUUUUCUGGUUUCUCUUUUAUUUAUAUUACUUCUAUAAAAUAAAAAGGCUUUAAAAAAGGUCAGAACGUUUGGGUAGCCUUUAAUUCCUGCGCGAGGGUCACAUUACAAGAUUUGGUUCACAGACUGAACAUUCUUUGACUGAGUCAGGCUUUUAGAGUUAAGGGGCUUGAGUGAUUGACGUCUGCAAGUAUCGAAGGAAACUUCACUAGUUUCUGCUCAAUGAGAUUAUGUAUCCAUAAAAUGGAAUAAGCGUUGUAUUCGAGUGAUCAAAAUGACUGACGUCAAAGAAAAAAGCAAACGUCAGCUCUGAAUCCGUUCGCUUUCUUUGUUAUCCAACCAAACGUCGCGCGCUGUGCCACUUUUCGCUUAACGGCCAAUCCAAUUUGUUCACACGUUAUCUUUUAUUUAUCAGUAGUUUUAUUUUAUCAGUUUCAAUUUAUGUUAAUUAGUUAAAAUAGACCAUGGUUACCGCAACAGCGUGAAGCCAAUUACGACUCUAAAAAAGUAACUUUAUUCAAAAUAAGAGCACAACAGUAGAUGCUUUAGCUGAAAUGAGAAGAAAGGCAAAGUCAAAUAGAGUUGAAACACCUGAAGCAAUCACCCCAAAUGCCCAAAUUUGUUGGUCGGGUACGCGUAGUGGCCACAUGGUGGUUCGAAUGUGUCAUAAUUUUUCCAGUUUUCUAAAACGCUCCGCUCUGUAGCUGGUCGUUAUCAUGUUGUUUUGGCUUACUGCAUCAAAACCCUAAAGGAAUCGAAAUUAACUCGCGAUUCUCUAUUCAGAACUUCUCUGGGGCAGUUUUCAGGCACGAUAGCUUUAGUUUUGUACUUCUACUCUUUUGAUUGGCUGAAAAUAUCAAACGCCACAUUUUUAAACCAAUCAAAACAAAUUGUGACGUGCACACGCUCCUUUUCCCGCUUCUGACGGCGGGGUACAAGAUUCGACGACGGCGACGGCAACGAGAACAUUAAAAAAGCAAUAGGUUUAAUAAGCUAAACAACAACUUCGCACGUGCAUCACGCUUUUUUGUACAUUUCUUUGCCUUCACUGCACGACUACGACGUAAAAAUACCUAAUUUUAUGUUUGUGGAGGAUGUAAACAAGCAACGACGAAAUUUUCUUUCUCUUUCUGAACUUAGAUGAGUCUCGUAGGAAUUUAAAUCCGGGAGAGUUGGCAUAUAUUUGACAAAGUAUAAAGCGAGUUAGAAUAAUCGCGAUGAAGAUUGAAAAACCGGGAAUUCACUUUUUAAGCGACGUUUUCCCUGUCGUCGCCGUCCUCUCAUCUUAAGGUCCCUAUUUCUUUAAUCCGUGGUCUGAUGUUAUCGUUCGGGUGUCUUUCCCUGUUUUGAUUGGCCAAAGUAAUUACUUUUAAUUGGUUUUGGGUUCCUAAAUCACGUCACGUAUUUGAAAAUCAAUGUCUUUGUUGUUUUCUAUUUUGCAGCUUGGAGCUUGAGCGCCAAUAUCGCGAAGAGACGAGAAGAAUAGAAGAACAAAGGUAAAUAGCGAGAUAUUUAGUUUUAUCAAACUUUACAGGAGCGAACGACAUGUGUGUUUAUUGCAGAAAGUGCAAGUGCGCUGUAGAAUAUGGCUCACAGUCACAGGGUAUAUUCUUGAAAUGGACUCAAAUUUGAUUGAAUAUUUCACGCUUGAUCAGCCUACUCUUAAUUAUUUCUAGGUCUCAUCACUCUACUACCAUCACGUAUAUUAAUAUUAUUUAAAACUGUACCAUUUAGUUCACACCGGCAGAAUUUUGACUAACUUAACGGGCCAUGUAAAUUAUACCUUGCUCUAACAAGAGCGGCCAUUAAAUCAUAUUCCGCUGAAAAGCAAAUAAAUGAAAUUAUCUAUGCUGUGAAAUCUGUGUUGAUCAGAAACUGAGUGCAAGUGGCUUCCAAACGUUUUUAUUCUCUUAUUUAUAACGCUCGUGUAAAACAAAGCCAGCGGACCUUAGCGAGGAUCUGAUUAUCGAGUGUGUGCACUCAAAGUUUCUCUACAUGAUUCUUUCUUGUUUUUAAGACGUCGAACUGAUCAUAAUGGGAAGCUUAAGCAACAACGACGGAGACGGCAACGUUUUUUGUACAUUCUUUGCCGUCGUUGAACGACCACGAUGUGAAAAUACCCUAUUUCAUGUUUUGUUGAGGACGUGAACCCAAGACAACUAGUUUCUAGUUCUUUUUUUAAACUUACAUACAGUCAUUUGGAAUUCAACCCCAGAAAAAUUCACCAACAUUUGACAAAAUGAACGCCAUGGAAGAAGAGCGAUGAAUUUUGAAGAAGCACCAAUUCACGGUUUUUAAGAAACGUUUUAGCUUCCAAAUAUAUCCAACAACGGCCUUAAAACUCGAGUUAACUAAUUGCUCUUGAUGUUUUUUAAGAUGUUGUAGUGAUCUUUCCGUCCCGUCUGUUUUUUUUUUUCAUCAGGAAGAGUCUUGAAACGCAACAGGUUGAGGCUGCGAACAAGUUAGAAGAGGCUAGGUUUGUAUGAUCAUAAUCAGUCACUAGCAAAAACCAAGUGAGGAAUUGAACCAGAUUUCUCCAUUAUUACCUCAUUAUCUUGUUCAUUAACUGAUUAUCGUUACGUUAAAUUGUGGAGGAUUGGUGCCCAUACAUGACCCGUAUUCAUAUUGCGCUUUCGUGUUUUUCGUUCGUAUACAAAAUGAAAGAGCUGUCACUUAGUGAGCUGUACUAUGGCAUCGUCCCUUUUCAACGGUUCAUCCGAGAAUUUUACUGCUCCAUCCGGGUCACCUUAGUCACAGCUGUGGCCAAUCACAGUGGAUGCUGACAUGCCUGAGCAUGCAAUGAACCAAUCGAAACACGAAGGAAGUACCUGUGGUCGAAAGCGCGGGAAAACGCUUGCUACCAAGUCACUUACACAAAGAACACCGCAUUUUUCAGUUUGGAAACAUACUUCGGCAAUAAACAAGUAGAACACAUUCUUUUUCUUUCUGAUGAUGAACACUAUGAUCUGUUUUUGUUUGUUUUAGAGAUGGUUGAUACAGUCGACUUUUUCUAAUAUGACUCAGCAAAUAUCAAAACAAUGCUGAGAGAACGUUAAGAAUAGUGUCCAGGCAAAUUGAAAAAAUUUUGACUUGGGCAAUUAAACAUAUUGCAGGCGGGAACUUGAGUUCCUCCGUUCGCAACAACAGAGAGCUUCGGAAGUAAGAAGCGCGGAGGAAGUUCAGCGAAAAGUAGAGUUGGAAGCGAGCCACCAGCAGCUAGAACUUCAGAAAAAGUAUUUAGAAGAAAUUCGUCAAGAACAGGAACAGGCGCGGGAAAGAGCAGAAGAAGAAAUAAGACAGGUGAGUUAGUCUUAAAUAUUUGCGUUAUUUAAUGAAUACAGAACUAGACAAUCAGUCAGUCAGGCAGUCAUUUAGUCAUUUAGUCAUUCCGUCAGUCAGUCAAGUCUGUCCGUCCGUCCGUCAGUCACUCAAUCAGUCAGUCAUGUCAGUCCGUCCGUCCGUCCGUCUGUCAGUCAAUCAGUCAGUUAGUCAGUCCUUUGGAGCGUCUUUUUUCCAAUUUUUUGCUUUCCAUGAAUCAGGUGAAGGAAAGGAUUCGUCAAGAACAGGAUGAAGAGCGACAGCGCUUGGAAUCUGAGAUGCAGCGUUUAGUGGCACUUGAAGAGGAACACAGGAGAAAGGUGAUGGCCAAGGAAUUGGAGAUGAGCAGGAUAAAAGACGACCUUGAAAGAAAAUGGGAACGUGAAAGGCGACAGGUAUUUCAUUUAACUGAGCUUUCAGCUUCAUUAUUUCGCUAGUUAUAAUCACAAAAAGCCUGAUACUGAAACGAUUUCUGGACUUGCACUGAUUGGUAUUGCAUUGUGUGGCUAUUUUGCUUCUGUCAACUUGCACCCGAACGCGCGCUGAUUUCGUAUCGUGCUUUUUUCGUGAAUGGAAUCAUUGUCAGAUUAUAUGCGGCUAAAAUGCUUCGUUUGGACUUGCGAUGACUCGCAAGGAUUGCGUUCAAUUGGAAUUGCGUUAGAUUUGUUACGGGCAAAUGCUUGCACUGAAAACUUUGACAUUUCCUUUUCUUCAGAAAUCAAAAUUAAACUAGUUGUUUUUUCUUUUAUCAUAUUUUACUUCGUCAUUGCGUCCACGCAGAGGAGAGUAAAUGAAACAUUGCGUAGUGUUGAACAGAACUUUGUUCGUUGUAUACAGAAAUGUUGCUUGACUCGCACUUUCUUCCCAAUUUUUGUUGCAGUGUUUCAGUUGCAUUGUAAAUCACCUUACUGAUAGCCGUAGGCAAAGAUUGUUUAAAUCAUUUUAUCUUUAUCUCAGGUUGAAGUGCAACGUGAAGAGGUAGCAAAGCUACAGCAGGAAAUCGAAACCAAGUCGCAAGAAUUAGAAUUAGCUGAACAGCAAGCUCGAGCUGCAGCCGAACGGAGCAGCACCGCAUCUUCAUCUGGAACGUUAACUCCCUCCACCAGCAGUGACGCGUUACAAGAGGCAGCUGCUGCCGCGCGCAGUGAGGCAGCGGCAGAAGCAGCAGCUAGGGCGGAGCCCGAGGAGAAGAAUCAAUUAGACGUGCUGCGUGAGCGAUUGAAGCAGCUAGAGGCUGAUUAUGAAGAACAGCGGAAGCAGGCGCAGAGGGAGAUGUCACAAGCCAAGGAUUCAGUCCGCAGAGUGGAACAGGAGACGUUAGAGGGACUCCGCAGCCUGACGACAGGGAAGUCGGCGAUUGAAUUCGAGUGGCGUCGCUUGGAGGAACUGCAAGCGAAGCACAAACGAGCUCAGGAGCAGGCUUACGUCAAGAUAAAAGACGUGCGCGAGAUGUUAGAGAGUGCGGAGGAAGUAGAGGAAGCGUCACUAAUUGAGAAGGAGAAAAUGAUCAUGGAGAGAAGAGCUGCGAGAAUGAAAGUGGAGGAAGCAAGAAGAAGGUGAGAGGAGUUUCUGCCAUAUCUGAAGCCCGAAGGGCCAAAAAAAUAUUUUUUUAGAGACCGCCCCCCCUCCCCCCCUUUAUCUAAGGGUCUGGAUGACCGGGCCCCCACCCCUUUAUCCCAAGGUCUGGAUCCGGUACUGUAAGGUUCUUCGUAAGGGGCUUUAGGAGGGGUUCAUAUCCGAGGGGGACUUAUAACCGGAAUAAAGAAUACGCUUCGUAUUCAAGAUACAUGCAAACGAGUCCGUGUGAAUUUUCAAGUACAUAUGGAUGCGUGCCUUGACGGCUUCUGUCCACACUAGAACAAUGGUAAACGGAUAAAUUUCGUUACCGGGUGUACAUAAAGAGACAAGUUUGUAUACGGGUUCGUGCGGACAUAAUCUUAGUUUGCCGGGUUGUGUUAAGUUUGGUCAGUAAAACUCAGGCUUAACGCGUCUUUUUGAUUAAAAACUCUGUCUCUAUAAAACUAGGCUGUAUAAUUUAAUGUCACGUGGUUUUGUUUCCAAUGGUCUUGUGCAUGACAACGGCGACGAGGACCAAGUGAGGUCACAGUAGUUCAAGGAUAGGCGAAAUUUAAAUCUGAGGAGGCAGCGUGACCGAGUGGUUAGAGCGCUGGACUUACGAAUCGGAGGCCCCGAGUUCAAGUCCCGCUCUGAUCGCUGGCUGGAUUUGUUUUCGGUAGUCCCAAGUUCAAAUCCUCGGCCACACUUGUAAAUAACUAACUGGUUUGCCUCCGGCCAGUUGGGAUUCUUAACCCUUUUGAGUUCAAUUUGAAUUGUUUGUUUCAGGCACUUGCUCGGUCCCACUAGCAUUAGUGCUAUAAAUAGUGUCGAGGAUAAAUACCGGAAUUAUUAUUAUUGUUUCACGUCAGGUUUUAAAAAGAUUGUUUAUACCAGGUUCUUGUUUCAUUGACAGGUUGGAAGAGUUGGAAAACGAAGAUAAAGAUGUGGAGCUAACUGAAGACGAUUUCACGAAAAAGAAAGAACUUUUAGAAUUCGAAACUCGCGAGGAAAUCAAGGAUAUCAGAGAGGAACGAAAAAUUUUGACUGAACUUUUGCACAAACAUCAAACGGCGCUUCAAAAGGCGACGCUGAUGGUAACAGAGACUAAAACCAAGUUAGAGAAACAUCUGGAGAGCGAGAAGCUUAUUCUCCUGCCGGUCAGAGAAAAGGUGGAGGGUUUGGUUCGAAAUGAGCUUGGACCGUUGAUUGAUUACGAACAGGAAAUAGAGAAAAAAUGUGAGGAUGUUGACCGGGAGGGACGUGAGCGCAAGAAGUUAAUCUACAAGCAGAGGAGACGAAUCGCUCUGCUAGAGCGGCAACACAACCAGGCGCUGCAACAAGCAGAGAAAGAAACGUUAAACGAAGAAGAACUUGAAGAGUUGGAGAAUGAAAGAGAAGCAGAACGUAGUCUGAUAAGGAAAGAAAAAGUUCGAUUGCUGGAGCUUGAGAAAAAGCACAAAGAACAGCAAGAGGUCGCGGAGCUGACUAUCGGAGAAGCUGUUCAGGAGCUGGAAAAACGGAAAUCGAGCGUGAAUCAGCUUUUGGACGCAGAGAGGCGAAAGUUAGCUGAUUUAGAAGCUGUACAUAAGGAGACGUUAGAGCACGUGGAACAAGAGCUGGAACAGCGAUCAGAGAUUCUGCACCGAGUAAAGGAUAAAGUACAGAAGGACAAACGACAACUUGCAAAGCUGGACGUGAGGCAGCAGCGAUGCGCGGCCAAAGCGGCGGAGGAGUUGUUCCUCAUGGCGGAUCUGUUGGAGAAGGAAAUGAGCGACAAGGGAAAAACAGAUGAGUUGAUUAGAAUUAAGGAACAGAGGAAGAAACUUCAGGAGUUAGAUAAGCAGUUGAGAAUGGCGGAAAAAAGAGAGAAAAACUCAAGAGGAGAUGACGCCGAGAACCCGCAGUGUAUUCUGUUGUAAUUUCCCGGAGAUGGAUGGCCUUAAUCGUCACGCAAAUCCUCUCGGUGAAAAGCGUUGCGUGGCAAAGAAGCCUUGCGUGACGAUUCAGUCAUCUUUAUUAAUUCUCUUUAUGUAAAACCCGCUCUUCUUUUUCUGUUCGUCGGUUUGUUUGGCGUGCUUUGCUACAAAGGUGGUGGCUACCUUACUUUUCUCAAUUUAACGGAUCAGGCGUUUAUUUCAAACGCCUUGUGUGUCCGAAAUUUGUUGGAAACUGGAGGGUUUAUGGAGCGAGGUUUGCUAUUUUUCUUCUUGAAAACUUGAAAACCCUUUUAUCUCAAGUUAUCAUACCAAAAAACUAAUGACCAAGGGUAUAAAUAUUACUUAAAACAUCCUCUAUUGACCCGGCGUUUAGUCAACAAAAUUUGAUAUGCCCUAUACUAGAAUCCUGGAUUUUUCUUCGUUUCUAUUUCAUCUUCUGCAUUGGUUUGCUAUGUUGUUAUAUAAGGAAUGUCUGGUAAGAUUCCCAGGGAGGAGGGAGUGAGGGGAGUUUGCUCUCCACUAUUCAGAGCGUUCAAUGAAAUCUUAAUUGUUUGUUAGGUAUAUUUCUCAAUUGUUAAAUUUUCGUGCCAGGAAAUUGUUUUAGAGCGGUUUUGUUGGUUGUUGCAAUCAAACCAAAACUAUUUUAUCUCCUUGCUUUGUGAUCCAGCGAAACGUUUUUUAGGCCUCGUGUGGUAAAUUUUGUUCGAAAAAACCAUAUUAACUGAUGUCACUGGUGUUAUCCGCUGGAAAACCUCUAACCGUUGCGAAAGCGCGGAUCUCGGGAAGGCGCGGUAACGUCAAAUCGGCGGCUAAAUAAUACACAAAUGGUCCUAAGGAUUUCAAAGAGCGCUGGAAAGAUUUAUAAUCUCGUAGGUUUUAUGCCUUAAUCGAACUCUUCCCUUCUUUUCUGUCUCUGCUUUCUCCUCUCUUUGUUUUCUUGAAUUGUUUUCAAAGAUUUAUAGACGUAGCGUACAUUUGGCCAGCAACAAUCGAUGGAAAACCGUGUAAAACGAGUUCCUUGCAAAUUUAUAUCGAUCUUUGUACAUAUAUCAAUUAAUCCCAAAAUACAGUGUCGGUUUUGAGUUUAUAAACCUAAAUUUGAGCGCGUACAACAGUAGGAGAAUUAUUUAAAAUUGGUUAAGUAAAAGUGGUUUUGCUUUUAUUUGGAAAUGUAAACUAAACGCAAGAUCGCAAUUGAAACGUUAUUGCCUUGACAGUUUAUUUAUCUAAAAAAAUUUAGUGUUACUCAGUAAAGAAAACUUAAGAUUUUUUGUAAUUUGAAUCAACUUGAAACGCAUUUCUCCAGAUCAGAGGAGAUCAUUGCUAGCCAGUGAUUUGUGCGAAGAAAACCUCUUUUCAUUCGUUUACAAUGUUAUUUAAAAAUAUUAAUGAAUUAAAGUCGUUCGUUGGACAAAAUAUAUUUAUUUCGGCGAACUAAUGUAAGGAUGAGUUUAUUUUUGUUUUACCGUCUUUUUUUUUUCGAUAAUGAAUUGUACAAAAUAUUAAUUAUAACCCUGUGGAUAGGGAGUUAGUAGAAAAAAAGAGGUUAAUUAAGGGAAAAUGUACCUCAUCCAGUGAUAAAUGUCUAUACGUAUACUAAACAUACUUCAGGGAACUGUUACCAAAAGCGCCCUUUUAGGGCGUGUUUACAAGGAGGUGGGGGAUCACUCCACCUACCAUGUGAACGUGAUCAAAUUAAAAUGAGAGAUUAUAUGGACAGACGGGUUACCCCACUUAAGCGGGUAACCUCACCUACCUGAGGUUGUACACAGGCCCUUAAUUAAUGCGAUCGUAAAGAAAAAGGCGGAAGCUAGUUUGGGUUUUAAAACCUUAAGCGUAUGCCUUCUCCUGGGGUGGGGUACUUUAUCAAAAUGAAGGGGGUUCUUGUUGUACUUUUUAAGGGUUCAAAGUGCGGGGAUUGGUACCGCUUAGAUUGCUUCAGUUUCCAACAGUCCCCACCAUUAGACCUGUAGUAAUAUCUUGCAGGGGCCUUAAUUGGGGUCGAAACUGAAGUGAUGGGAACUAGUCGUCAAAAUGUUCUGAGGAUCGCGCACAAAUCGAGAUUCUGGUAUCAUUUAGAAGUGUCUUUGGAAUUUUCCGACGAGCACCUUCGUCAUUUUUGUAUGGACGUUUCCCUUGCGGCUCACUUAGGUGAGUUAGGUAGGUAGCUUAAACUCUGAUUUGUUGUAGGAUAGGGUAAAGACUAGUUCCAGGAGUUAUCAACAGUAAAAGAAACUGCGAAAAUCACUGUUAAUGUGAUAUUGAAUAAAGAAUUAACGGAUUAUUGUCUC
Molecule: messenger RNA, 22138 nt
Organism: Porites lobata
Lineage: Eukaryota; Metazoa; Cnidaria; Anthozoa; Scleractinia; Poritidae
Source: the annotation of a GenBank genome assembly